This is a messenger RNA of Saccharomyces eubayanus, 1467 nucleotides long. RefSeq names its product Rrt12p (gene RRT12). Bases 1 to 1467 code for a protein of 488 amino acids. The transcript has a single exon. The record is from RefSeq and is a predicted model, not a curated record. Gene Ontology annotation, biological process: proteolysis. Lineage: Eukaryota; Fungi; Ascomycota; Saccharomycetes; Saccharomycetales; Saccharomycetaceae. Gene Ontology annotation, molecular function: serine-type endopeptidase activity.
AUGAAGCCUCAGUGCAUACUCAUCUCUUUGCUGGCCAACCUCGCACUCGCCGAGGAAUAUCUUGUACGGUUCAAAAACCCCACCGCGUUCCAGCAAUUCACGUCCACGUCAAACAGAUCAUGGAGAAAGUUCAUCGACCACCGGAUCGAAAAGAAGUUCUCCAUCGGGUCGUUCCGAGGCGUGACGAUGAAUCUGUCCAAGAACCUGGUCAACAAACUAAAGAAAAGCCCUCUGAUCGCGGACAUCGUGCCCAACUUCAAGUUUGAGGCCUUCGACACCGACGACGCUGAAUUGGACUACACGUUCGACACCACCUCCAAGUACGUCUACGAAGAGAUUGACGAGGCGCAAAACGUCACGUACCAGCCGGAUGCUCCACGGCACCUGGCCCGGAUUUCGCGCCAUUACCAGUUGCCGUUCGACAUGGACGAUAAAAACCGCUACAAGAGCUGGUUCAACUACUACUACGAAGACGAGUACCAAGGACAGGGCGUCAACGCCUACAUCAUGGACACGGGCAUACACGCGGACCAUCCGGAGUUCGAAGACAGGGUCAUCCAGGGCGUCGACUUGACCAAAGAGGGUUUUGGCGAUCAGAACGGCCAUGGGACACAUGUGGCCGGGCUUGUCGGAUCCAAGACGUUUGGUKCGGCAAAGAAGGUCAGCCUCGUGGAGGUCAAAGUGCUGGGUAAAGACGGGUCCGGCGAGGCCAGUAACGUCCUUAGCGGGCUGGAGUUCAUCGUGGAACACUGCACGAAGAUCAGUCGCCCUCAGGGCAAAAAAUGCGUGGCGAAUCUAAGUUUGGGCAGUUUCAGAAGCCCCAUCAUAAACAUGGCCGUUGAGGGGGCCAUUGAAGAAGGUAUUGUGUUUGUUGCCGCCGCGGGGAAUUUCAACCUGGAUGCAUACUGGGCUUCACCUGCAUCUGCAGAAAACGUUAUCACUGUGGGCGCAUUCGACGACCACAUCGACACAAUUGCCAAAUUCAGCAAUUGGGGGCCCUGCGUGAACAUCUUCGCACCUGGCGUGGAAAUCGAAUCGCUAUCGCACUUGAACAACAACGAAAGUGUGGUUUUGUCGGGCACUUCCAUGUCGACGCCAAUUGUCACUGGAAUCGCAGCAGUGUUGUUGUCCAAGGGCAUCGAGCCCGAACUGAUCGCACAGGAGAUCGAGUAUUUAUCCACACGUAACGUGUUCAAUAGGAGAACCUUGUUUUUUAAGCCAUCCACUCCCAAUCAGAUCCUUUACAACGGUGUUGAUAAACUCGAUGACCCAUACGACGACGAAACUUUCCCUCGUUUAAACGUGGAGGCGAUCGCAAAGGAACUGGAAGAAUACAACGCCACGUUACAAGGCGCUACGACCGAUGAUCCUAACUCCGGUUCGAAAUUAUGGGGCUGGAAUAACGAUGUCACCUUGCCUCUCGGUGAGAUCAGAUUGAAAAGACGCGACUUUAUAAAGAACUUGUAG